Parus major (Great Tit) is the source of this 5210-nucleotide messenger RNA. It is a transcript of the gene INF2, whose product is annotated as inverted formin 2. The record is from RefSeq and is a predicted model, not a curated record. Lineage: Eukaryota; Metazoa; Chordata; Aves; Passeriformes; Paridae. Gene Ontology annotation, biological process: actin cytoskeleton organization. Gene Ontology annotation, molecular function: actin binding; small GTPase binding. Bases 250 to 4122 code for a protein of 1290 amino acids. The transcript is spliced from 23 exons.
GAAGGAGUGCUCAGACACACUGAUUUUAGAAGAAAUACCCCAAAACGGUGCUCAUGGUCGUCCCUCCCUGUACCAGAUCAACACUGUGAGCUGUAUGUUCUUUUUUGGAUUCUUAAGACUGAAGAAUUUCUCUGGGUAAACACAGUGCAAAACAUCUCAGGCUCUCUGAUAGACUGCAAGGAAACUUCUGGCUUAAGUUAGUUGAAAAGAAAAGUUGGAGUCAGCAGAGUUACUAACAAACCAUUCACGAUGUCAAUCAAAAAGGAAGGUGCCCACAAGAAGUGGGCUGCCCUGAAGGAGAAACUUGGACCCCAGGAGACUGACCAGUCAGAGGCCAACCUGGAAAAUGCAGAGCCAGAGCUGUGCAUCCGUCUCCUGCAAAUGCCCUCAGUGGUGAACUACUCCGGGCUGAAGAAGAGGCUGGAGAACAGCGACGAUGCCUGGAUGGUCCAGUUCCUGGAGCUGUCCGGCCUGGACCUCCUCCUGGAGGCCCUGGACAGGCUGUCUGGGCGAGGAGUGGCCAGGAUAUCCGAUGCCUUGCUUCAGCUCACCUGCAUUAGCUGUGUGCGAGCGGUCAUGAACUCCCACAAAGGCAUAGAAUACAUUGUGAGCAAUGAGGGCUACGUCAGGAAACUCUUCCAAGCACUUGACACAACUAAUGUCAUGGUCAAAAAGCAGAUAUUUGAGCUCCUGGCUGCACUGUGCAUUUACUCAUCAGAUGGCCACUCUUUGGCUCUGGAUGCCUUGGACCAUUACAAGAGUGUGAAGAACCAGCAGUAUCGAUUCAGCAUCAUAAUGAACGAGCUCUCCAACACAGACAACGUGCCAUACAUGGUGACACUGCUGAGUGCCAUCAAUGCCAUCAUCCUGGGGAAAGAGGAGCUAAGGACAAGGACACAAAUCAGAAAUGAGUUCAUAGGGCUUCAGCUGUUGGAUGUUUUAGACAAGCUAAGAGACAUCGAGGAGGAGGAUCUGCUUAUCCAGUGUGACACAUUUGAGGAGUUCAAAAUAGAGGAUGAUGAGGAAUUAUUAAGGAUAUGCGAUGGGAUAAACAUGAAUGAUCAUCAUGAGGUUUUUUCAUCUCUCUUCAAUAAAGUGAGCCGCUCCCCAGUCUCUGUCCAGCUGCUGUCCAUCCUUCAGAGCCUGCUGCACUUGGAGCCCUCUCAUCACUCCAGCCUCCUGCUCUGGGAGUCCCUGGAUGCCGUAGUCAACAGAGCGCUUUUACUCGCCAAUGACAUCCAAGGGAACACAGUUGAAGAAGUCAUUGAGAGGCUGCUAUCUAUCAAAAAACAUCCAAACAAGCAAAAGCGAGCUGAGAACCGCCUGUCUGGGAGCGCAGCUGGAGGCGUCCAGGGUGAACCAGAACCAUGUGCUCGUGCAGCUCGGUGUCCAGUGGGAUCAUCAAACCCCACCAGAGCACCAGGGACAUCCUCAGGGCCACUGGCCAGCGAUAAGAAGAUCUCAUCCUGCCAGUUCACAGCCUGCUGUGCUCUGCCAGAGAAAUCUAACCCUCCCUCCAACACUGCUCCCAACCCGGCACCUCCAGCCCCGCCCGCUCUACCCUCUGGCACAGCAGCCACAAACCCCACAUCCCCCAUGACAAAUACACCUCCAGCCCCUCCACUCCCUGCCAUCCCUCCUCCUCCACCCCCAUUGCCUGGCAUGGGGGGUAUUCCUCCUCCUCCUCCUCCCCCUCCACCCCCAUUGCCAGGCAUGGUGAGCAUCCCUCCCCCUCCACCCCCAUUGCCUGGCAUGGGUGGCAUUCCUCCUCCUCCACCUCCACUGCCUGGCAUGGGUGGCAUUCCUCCUCCUCCACCUCCANUGCCUGGCAUGGGUGGCAUUCCUCCUCCUCCACCUCCACUGCCUGGCAUGGGUGGCAUUCCUCCUCCUCCACCCCUCCUUCCUGGCAUGACAGGAGAUCACAUAGAGGCCGUGGUGGCCUCCCAGUACAGCUGCCCCCUGGGCAUGGGCAGGCCUCCCCACAAGACAGUGAAGACACCAACACUGAGGAUGAAGAAGCUGAACUGGCAGAAGCUGCCCUCCAACGUGGUGAGAGAGAGCCACUCAAUGUGGGCUUCUGUGAGCAGCAGCAGUGAGGAAACGAUAGAGCCCAACUACAGCAGCAUUGAGCAGCUGUUCUGCUUCCCACAGCCAACCCCCAAGGAGAAGACAGCAGCACCAGUGAAGGCAGAGCCGAAGGAGAUCACAUUUUUGGACUCCAAGAAAAGUCUCAAUUUGAACAUAUUUUUGAAGCAAUUUAAAUGCUCCAAUGAAGAGGUGACUGCCAUGAUCCAGAAUGGGGACCGGACCAAGUUUGAUGUUGAGGUUCUGAAGCAGUUGCUGAAGCUGCUGCCUGAAAAGCAUGAGAUAGAAAACCUGAAGGCUUUCAAAGAAGAGAAAUCUAAACUAGCAAAUGCAGAUCAGUUCUAUCUUCUUCUCCUUCAGAUUCCCAGCUACCAGCUGCGCAUCGAGUGUAUGCUGAUCUGUGAAGAGACCACUGUGGUGCUCGACAUGAUUCAGCCCAAAGCUGAAGCCAUCCGCAGAGCCUGUGAAGAUCUUCUGACCAGUCAUCGCCUGCCAGUCUUCUGUCAACUGAUUCUCAAAGUUGGAAACUUCCUGAACUACGGAAGUCACACAGGCGAUGCCGAUGGGUUUAAAAUCAGCACUUUGCUCAAACUAACAGAAACCAAAGCAAACCAAACCCGCAUUACACUGCUCCACCAUAUUCUGGAGGAAGUAGAAAACAGCCACAAGGACCUACUGGAGCUGCCAAAGGAUCUUGAAUAUGUUUCAAAAGCAGCAGGAAUUAAUCUUGAUAUUAUACGCACGGAGUCCGGGACCAAUUUAAAGAAGUUGCUGGAGCUUCAGCGGAAAGUCUUAUCAUCAAAUGAGGAUGUGAAACAACAAUAUGAGAAACCCAUCCAGGACAGCAUCGAUGCUUCCAGAAAGCUGGAAGAAGAAUUUGAAACCAUUGAAAAGAAGAGAGAAGAACUUGCAAAUUAUCUCUGUGAAGACCCAAGCAAGUUGUCCUUAGAGGACAUAUUUAGCAUCAUGAAGACCUUCAGAGAUCUCUUCAUCCGAGCCCUGAAGGAAAACAAGGACAGAAAGGAGCAAGCUGCCAAAGCAGAGAAGAGGAAAAAACAGCUAGAAGAGGAAGAGGGGAAGAGACAGAAGGGAGAAAAUGGAAAAGUCAUCAAGAAGGGGUUGAUGAAGCAGGAGGAGGUGUGUGUCAUCGACGCCCUGCUCGCCGACAUAAGGAAAGGGUUCACGCUGAGAAAGACAAAGAACAGACACGAGUCAGAUGCAGCUCCUAAACCCUUGUCUGCAGAGAGCCCGGAGGAAAACCAUUCUGGAAAGAGCAUGAAGGAUCCACAAGCAGCAGGGAAGCAGAUUGAUGACACGACCAAGCAAAACAAGGAUGAUCAUCCCUCAGAAAGCCCUCCUCCCUCAGCCACUGCCCCAAUGGAGACGGGUGGAGGUGUUACAAAUGGUUCGGCUUCAGGCCAAGUAUUACCUAAAAACAGUGCUGGAGGAAGUUUGCCGCAGGAGUCCCAGACCAAAAGCACCUUAGUGAGCAUGGUGGAAGCUGAUGGAGCCAGUCAGACCAUGCUGGGGCCUGGGAUGGAGCAAGCAAACAACGUGGAAAGCCUCCAGCCCAGCACAAAGAGUGGCUCCUUUGCCUUCUCUGUGGCUGACAUAGGCACAAGGAUAAGCUUUGUAAGCAGCAGUUCAGCCUCUGCUCUGAGAGACCAGCUCAGCUGGACUGACGGGUCCACGUCAGGAGGCCAGGACAAGGAAUGCCCAACUGGUGGCUCAGAGAGUGCUCAGUCUGCUCCCUGCAACGAGGCCCAGCAGGUGGAGUCAAAAGAAAUGAGGAAGGAAAAUGAAGACCCAGGUACAGACUCGCUGUUGGACACCUCUCAAGACAAGUCCUUCUCAGAGGAGCCGGCCACCGACUCCUCUUGUUCAGCAACACUUCCCCCAGAGCAAGCUCACACCGACAGGGAAAAGCAGAGGCCAUCAGGGAAACGGAAGAAGAAGAAGAGGCACAGCAAAAGCUACUCAGAGGUUGAGACUGAUACUGGAGAUAAUAAAACAAAAAAAGAUUGUGUGGCACAAUGAGGUGUCAUGGCAAGACAGAAGGUGUGAGAGAACCUCUCAUGUCCCUGGAGCACUGCCAGCUUUUGAGACUCUGGGUUCUGUAUCAGUGGAAUGCCACCAUGGACAAUUUCUGCCCCACGAAGACCCACAGCCUCUCCUCAUGCAGCCUUUCACUCUCCUCCCCAGAGCCUAAAGAGCCUCCUCAGAGACUUUGGACCCCUCAGCCUGUGCCUUGCACUGGGUACCUGAGGGGGCAGGGGACAGUUCUGUGCAUAGUGGCAGUGAAAGGGUCAGACCUGUCAUGCACUGUCCUGGAAGCCAAGUCUUUCACCCUGCUCUUAGGCCAAACUCCUCUUGAAAUGACAGCUGAGUGUGGCCCAAGAACAGACUGCAGUGUUUAGUCCUCAAAGAAGUGUUAAAAACAGCAGUGCCUCAACUAAAUUAAGGGUAUAAAUUAAGCAGUGGCUAUACCAUCACAGGUGGAGGUGUGUUAAGUCCUUCUUCUCAUUGCCCACUGAUGACUUAUACUGGACCAGGUCCAAGACCCAGAUUAGACAAAUGUAUUUUUACUCUCAAGCACUUAAAGCAAGGGAAAUUGGUUACAGGGAAAAAAAAAAAAAACAAGUAAAAGUAUGUAUUUUAGUAAGCAUAUGGCCAUAUAAAUAGUGUUUGGUUCCUACAUGAAGCUUAUGUGCAAUUGAAGCACAUCAGUAAUCUCAAGUAGUCUUGUCACACAGGCCAGUGCAUCCAUCAAUUUUUGGACAACCAGGGCCCUAGUUUCUCUUACUAAAGCAAAAGAAAGAGGUUUUCCAGAGUGCUCUAUUGGACACAUUUUCAGCUUAUCCUGUAGUAAAUCUCUGGGUUUGGCUUCUGUUGUCAGCUGCUUGUACUCAAGAGUCUAUGUCCAAGCUGCAAAAUGUGUGGAAUCAUGUUACUUUGGCUUUAAAACUGGGACUGUGCAGUAUUGUGUUUUCAAAAUUCAGAGCUUUAUUUCUCAAGUUUUGUAAUAACACUGUAUAAUAAUUUUGUACAUAGCUGUCCAUUUAAAAUGAUCUAUGUUUGUUGAAUCUAUGAUGUGAUAUGUACUGAAACAUAAAUCCAGUGGAAGA